AUGAGCGGAUCAGAAUCAUAUCAAAAUGCUGCUGCAUCAUCUGAUGAAUAUAAAAAAGCGAUUUCUUAUCAUCAGUUAGGAUUGGACUAUUGCAAUCAAGGUGAUUAUGAAAAUGCUAUUCGGUAUUAUGAACAAGGACUUGAAAUCUUGCAAAAAGUUCUUCCUUCAAAUCAUCCUGAUCUGGCUACUUCAUACAACAACAUCGGUUUAGUGUA
Messenger RNA from Adineta steineri, 215 nucleotides. The record is from the annotation of a GenBank genome assembly. NCBI's taxonomy places the organism in Eukaryota, Metazoa, Rotifera, Eurotatoria, Adinetida, Adinetidae.